AAGCCCGUUUGUUGUUCGCACAUCUCAGGGGGUUGGGGGGGUGGAUCGAGCCAGAUUUCUUAUCAAACCAGCGGACUGUUUUUGGUCAACGCCGGCAGCGCACAAACAGUUGCCGUUCCGCCAGCACAAAGUGCAGUACUCAGUCCGCAGAACUUAACCAUUAAAACAUAAUGUCGACGAUCGGAAAGAUCGGAUUCCUGGGCGGUGGCAACAUGGCUAAAGCCUUGGCCAAGGGAUUCCUGGCAGCAGGCCUGGCCAAGCCCAACACCCUGAUAGCUAGUGUGCAUCCGGCGGAUAAGCUCUCCCUGCAGUCCUUUGAAGCAUUGGGAGUGGAAACAGUGGUUAAGAAUGCACCGGUUGUGCAACAAUCUGACGUGGUGUUUGUGUCCGUGAAACCUCAAGUGGUCCCCUCUCUUUUAUCAGAGAUUCAGCCACUCAGCUCCGGGAAACUAUUCCUCUCCGUGGCCAUGGGCAUCACCCUGUCCACCAUCGAAUCCAGUCUUUCCCAGCAAGCUCGUGUGAUCCGCGUCAUGCCAAAUCUGCCGGCAGUGGUUUGUUCAGGCUGUUCGGUUUUUGUUCGCGGGUCCAAAGCCACCGAUGCAGAUGCAGAAGUCACUCAGAGACUCCUGCAAUCCGUGGGCACCUGUGAGGCGGUAGAUGAAUCCCAGCUGGAUGUAGUUACUGCUUUAAGUGGCAGUGGACCGGCCUAUGUGUUCGUGAUGAUUGAGGCUUUGGCGGAUGGAGCCGUGCACAUGGGAAUGCCCAGGGAUCUGGCCUACCGUUUGGCAUCACAAACAGUCCUGGGUGCUGGACACAUGGUCCGGGACAGUGGCCUGCAUCCCGGUCAGCUCAAAGACGGGGUCACCAGUCCAGCUGGUUCGACUGCAGCCGCCCUCAGGCAACUAGAGCUUUCAGGUUUUCGGGCGGCAGUGUCUGGAGCGGUGGAGCAGGCAACGUUGCGCUGCCGGCAAAUCUCGGGAAAGAAGGUGUAGACACAUAGGAUUCUAUAUGUACAGUAGGGUGGGUCAAUUUGUUUAAUGAAAUAAUCAUAGCUAAUAACAAAGAUCUUUAAAAAUGUAAAUAAAAUGAAAACUUGGCAACAUUUA
This is a messenger RNA of Drosophila rhopaloa, 1106 nucleotides long. RefSeq names its product pyrroline-5-carboxylate reductase 3 (gene P5cr-2). Gene Ontology annotation, biological process: L-proline biosynthetic process. Bases 171 to 992 code for a protein of 273 amino acids. The transcript is spliced from 3 exons. The record is from RefSeq and is a predicted model, not a curated record. Gene Ontology annotation, molecular function: pyrroline-5-carboxylate reductase activity. Lineage: Eukaryota; Metazoa; Arthropoda; Insecta; Diptera; Drosophilidae.